AAAUAUAAUGGACGCUCGUCUUCUGGCGGAGCGUCAGGAUGCUCCUUAACGCCACCGUCCCUCUGUCGGUGGAUUUCGACACACCGGAGGACUUCCUCAUCUUCAUAUUCCAUAUCCUGUUCGCCACGAGUGCCGUGCUCGUCGCCGGCUCCGUGGUCAUCGGGAUAUCCUCAACCCGGUCCCUGCGAGGCCAGAACCGUUUUAUAUUCAUGCUGAACACCAGCAUCAGUGACACUCUGACCGGCUUAUCGGUCUACUACCUCGGCCUCUUCGACGUCCAAGAGGGCUAUCCCUCAAGGAACGGGACUUACUAUAUCUUACCCUCAUUUCUAGGAGUCAACGUGUUGACCUUCCUCUUCGCUCAGUUUGACCGGUACUUCGCUGUGUGCCACCCUUUCUUUUACCACCGCUACAUAACGAGGGCGUUUGUCAUUGGGCUUUGCGCGUUUUGCUGGAUUUACACCUACACCAUCCUCACGGUGCAGAACAUGGUGCCCAUUUCAAAGGCGGCUCAAAUAAACGCGUUUGGUGUAAUUGCUCUGCAGAUUAUUGUUCUCAUUAAAGUGUUGAUGACAAUUAAAUUAUACAUCAUAGCCAGGAAUCAGCUGGUGAGAGAGGCGCCCAGCGCCGAGAGAGACAACAAGAAGGAGUCGUUACGCAUCAUUGUGUUUGUGGUUAUUUGCUUCUUGGCUCUGUGGUGUCCAUCCUUUGUCAAUAUAAUAGUCAGACAGUUGACUAGCAAAGGUAUGAGGUUUAGGAAUGAAGCCACUAACCUGUUUGCUAUCAUGGCACGCCUGAACGCGCUGGUCACGCCGGCUCUGUACAUCUGGGGUAGUCCGGCGCUGCGUGGGGCCGUGUGGAGAACAGUGUGGAGGAGGGUCUGCCCCUGGCGGAUGGUAAGAAUUGGCUUAAACGUUGAUGGACUGACAAACAAAAUAGCCUUAUGAAAUUACCAGCAUCAAUAUCAUAAGGAGAAUUAGAUAAAUAGCCAGAUCAAGUGGCUGCCGUGAGGAUUGCAAGUGUUUCAGUCGCUUUUGAAUGCAUGUGAGUUCUCAAUCCUCCUGUUUUAAAUGUUUGAAAAAAGAAACAAAACACACCUGAUAGAUUGGGCUGCUGAGCUUUUUUUGUGUGGAAAUUCAGGUGUGAUGUCAAAGGUGAAAUAUGGACUGUAUUUGAGAUUAGGUAUGCCAUUACUGUAUCUGCCAUUGCCACAUAUUUCGAGGGUCCUCCAUUAGUUUGGGGCUAAGCCCACUGAUUCUGACAUUUCAUUUGGAAACAAGGUACCUGUCAUGACGCUUUUAACAGAAUAAAAAUGUUAAUUUUG
Dicentrarchus labrax (European seabass) is the source of this 1324-nucleotide messenger RNA. Its product is annotated as G-protein coupled receptor 15-like. NCBI's taxonomy places the organism in Eukaryota, Metazoa, Chordata, Actinopteri, Moronidae. The coding region runs from base 39 to 947 and encodes 302 amino acids. Gene Ontology annotation, cellular component: membrane. Gene Ontology annotation, biological process: G protein-coupled receptor signaling pathway. Gene Ontology annotation, molecular function: G protein-coupled receptor activity. The record is from RefSeq and is a predicted model, not a curated record. The transcript is spliced from 2 exons.